Messenger RNA from Perca flavescens (yellow perch), 4302 nucleotides. RefSeq names its product stromal interaction molecule 1a (gene stim1a). The transcript is spliced from 13 exons. Bases 238 to 2259 code for a protein of 673 amino acids. The record is from RefSeq and is a predicted model, not a curated record. NCBI's taxonomy places the organism in Eukaryota, Metazoa, Chordata, Actinopteri, Perciformes, Percidae. Gene Ontology annotation, molecular function: calcium channel regulator activity; calcium ion binding; protein binding. Gene Ontology annotation, biological process: activation of store-operated calcium channel activity; store-operated calcium entry; intracellular calcium ion homeostasis. Gene Ontology annotation, cellular component: plasma membrane; endoplasmic reticulum.
GGACGUUAGGGGGCGACACUUGCUGAUAAUAACCAGAGACUCUGUGGCGUAGAGGAAGACAAGCCCACUGGUCUUUCAACAUUCUGCGGUGUUUUCGGUCCAGUCUCGGUCGGGGGAAAGACCGAGACCUUUCUUAACAGGAGGUAGAGUUCGCUGUGCUUCAACUCUGCUGCAAUGUUAACACUGAUCUGAAACUACAGAUCUGCUGGUUCUGAUACAUGACAGCGCACACCAGUCAUGGAGUUUAAUAAAUUGGUGACCUUGUGGAUAUUUUGCUUGUGUCUCGUUGGAGAAAGUUGGACUGAAAAACCAACACCUACACCGGAAAGUCAGAUUGUUGAAAAUGGGGUUUCAGAUUUGUGUCGCAUCGAUGAGCCGCUAUGCAAGGAUGAGAAUGGAAUUCUCAGUUAUGAGGCUAUCCGUAGUAUCCACAAGCAGAUGGAUGAUGACGCAAACGGCAAUGUAGACGUGGCAGAGACAGACGGCUUCCUGAGAGAAGAUCUAAACUACCACGACCCCAAGGCUAAGCAUAACACUUUCCACGGUGAUGACCAGUUCAUCAGUGUGGAGGACUUGUGGAAAGCAUGGAAGAGCUCUGAAGUGUAUAAUUGGACUGUGGAUGAGGUGGUGGAAUGGCUCAUCACCUAUGUGGAACUGCCACAAUAUGUGGAGGCCUUUCGCAAGAAGAAUUUUAAUGGAAGUGUCAUGCCAAGGCUCGCUGUGAAGAACACCACUCUGACACUCUCUAUUCUGAAGAUUCUGGAUCGCAGCCAUGUGCAAAAGUUGCAGCUCAAAUCUUUGGACACUGUACUGUUUGGAGCACCCCUAAUGAAUAGACAUAACCACUUGAAGGACUUCAUGCUGGUAGUGUCGAUAGUCAUAGGCAUGGGUGGCUGCUGGUUUGCCUAUAUCCAGAAUCGCUACUCUAAGGACCACAUGAAGAAGAUGAUGAAAGACCUGGAGGGCCUGCAGAGAGCUGAACAGAGUCUGCACGACCUACAACAGAAGCUGCAGAUCGCUCAGGAGGAGCACCGUACAGUAGAAGUAGAGAAGGUGAACCUGGAGCAAAAGAUGAGGGAUGAGAUCGAUGCAGCCAAGCAGGAGGCCCAGCGUCUGAGGGAGCUGCGUGAGGGCACAGAGAAUGAACUGAGUCGCCAGAAAUACGCUGAAGAAGAGCUAGAUCAGGUGCGCAUGGCUUUGAAGAAAGCAGAGAAGGAGUUAGAGUCACGCAGUAGCUGGUCACCACCAGAGUCUCUCCAGAAGUGGCUGCAGCUCACCCAUGAGGUGGAAAUGCAGUACUACAACAUCAAGAAGCAAAAUGCUGAACGGCAGCUCCUUGUGGCCAAAGAAGGGGCAGAGAAGAUAAAGAAAAAGAGGAACACUCUCUUUGGGACUUUCCAUGUGGCUCACAGCUCCUCUCUGGAUGACGUGGACCACAAAAUACUGGCAGCAAAACAAGGCCUGGGUGAGGUGACGGCUGCUCUGCGGGAGAGGCUUCAUCGUUGGCAGCAGAUAGAGAUCCUCACAGGUUUUACCAUCGUUAAUAACCCAGGCCUUCCAUCUCUCACCUCAUCCCUCAACCUUGAUCCCAGCUUCAUGGGUGGCAGAGCUACACCUCAGCACUUCAUCAUGUCUGAGGACAUGGACGACUUGGAUGAGGAUUUCGUGCCUGGAACUCUGCAAUCUCCCAGUAUGAUGUCCCUGCGCCAACGCCACAUUGACCCCCAGCUGGCCAUGGGCUCCCAGAGAGACCUAAAUCGCUCUGACUCUGACUCCUCCCUGUCUCUCUCCCAAGUUGGUGAUCGGCUAUCUGCCUACAGCUCCAAAGGCCACCUAAUCAAGCCCACCUCUCUCAUGCACGGCAUAUCUGGGCGUGGAGAUGACACGGUCUCUCUGCAUGCUCACACCCCCAACGGAGGGAACCGCAUUCAUGAGGUCAGUCCUGCAGAGCCUGUCCCUGACAGCCCCAUACUAAUGAAGAAGGUGUACGGCAUAGAGCAGUCUCCCAGCCUGGGAGAGAUCAACAGUCUGUCAGAGUCGUCCCGCUCCUUCAGCCCCAACUCCACCGAACCUGACACACCGUCGCCUACAGGAGGACAACCGGGGGCAGCGGGGGCAAAGGGCAACAGCCGCAUCCCACAGCUGUCUUCCAAGAAGAGCCCGCUGGAGGAGGACAGCGGCUCUACGGGAGAAGACACAGAUUCCACUGCCAGCCGCAAGAAACACACCUUCAAGAUCUUCAAGAAACAGAAGAAAUAAGGGCUACACGAACUACAGGCUAGCAAAGCUGUUUGACUGUAUUCCUCUGGUCUGUUUUUGGAAAAAAAAAAAAAACGGUUCAAUGUUUUAUGGGUUCAUUAAUGGUCAAAUGAUGGCACAAUUUGUUGCCGUUGUAUCUUUUUGUAGGUACAUCACCUACUCUAGGAAACUGUGGGAGCAACCAGCUGUUCAGUUUUAUCUGCUUAUUUGGUUGGUAUGUUAAAUAUGUGGGGAACGGGUAGGUUUUUAAAUUGGAUUGUAAAGUAUUAUUUAUUCAGCAGAAAUUUGUGCAAGUCUCAAAGGCAAAUGUGUUUCCCAGUUGUUUUUUUCUUUCUUGUUCUACAAUCUAUAACAUUUAGCAUGUCUUCACUUUUGUUUGUCUGAUACUCGAAUGCUCUUAGUGUUUGCUUGGUUCUUGUCGUUUAAACUUCUUAGACAACACUUGAUGUUUCUUUUAUUACUACCUAACCACCUAGCCUACAAAUCCAAAGUGAAUGCGUACUCACUGAGUACUUUUUUUUUUAUUGAUGGUUACAUGUUUUUUCUGUCUUUUGUUUUCUUCUUCUUGGCAGAGCAAAUGACACAUUCAGAAGAUCCUCAAACAGAGGAGUAGUACUAGAAGGCUCGGAGUUCCAUUUAGUAUUAGCCACUGAAAUUUCACUUUUGUCUGUUAAAAAAAAUAAAUAAAAAAAUGUGUUAAGUGCCAUUGAGCACAGCAAUAGUACUUGGUGUGGUUUUAAAAUGCUCGAUAAUACUUUGCAACCUUGGAUGUCAUCCAAAAGAGAGUUGAACAAGCCGUAAAUCUCUCUGUAAUAAGUUACAAAAGGACCAUCAAAUUGCAGCAUUAGACCUUUUGCUUUGGUUUUAGUGUUUAGUUGUUGGGUGCGUGAGAGGGUGAGAGAGAAGUGCUUUGCUCAAAAGUCCAGCUUUUAAACGAUGCCAAAACGUUGAACCACAUACACAAGUGUUAAUUUAAUGAACAGGAUGCGAGUAACUUGAAUUUUGCUCCGGCUGUUUUAUUUUUGUUUUAGGGACUAUAGGUGGACGAUGAAAACUUCACAGCAGUUUGUCCGUGUGAGAUGGGUGCUGGUAAGGGCUAUUUACAAGGCAAACCUCAUUUGCUCUGUGCAAGAUAGAAAUGUUCAAGUUGUAACCACUUUGUAAUCCACCUUUUUAUGGAAGAUUUCUCUCAAGUUAUGAAAGCAGAAGACCAAUCGCGGUUCAAGUGUCAAAUCGCUAUUUCUGUCAGAGGCCUUUGUAUUUGUAGUGUGUUUGGCCUUGUAAGCCCCUUUUACACAGAACACAAAACCACAUAUACACAGUGUGUGAUGUAUAUCCUGAGCUUAAACGCCGAUUGUCCAAGGGUAUUGUUUCUGUAACGGUAUCGUCAGUACAGUAUGUUUACACUUGCUACAGAUAAUUACUAUUCUCCGAUUACCACAUCAAAGAAUGUUGUGCCAGUUUUAAUACCGACAGCUUCAUAUGAGCACAAAACUAUGCAUCCGUAGUUGUAGGUGAUUGCUAAAGUAGUAAGGACGCCAGUACACUUAGGGUGUUCCUGACCAAUGAGCAACCAAAAAGUGCUGCAAAAGACAGUCGGCCUCCCCCAGCCUCAUAAUGUAACCGGUGGUUUGGAUGUAAAAGACACGUUUGAAUAUUUUAUUUUAGAAACCAGCUUUAAAAAAACAAUUUCCUACUGGUACUUUUUUAAAGAGUCAUUUGUACCUUUUUUUGCACGACAGAGCUGUAAUGGAUUAUGCCAUCUGUAUGUAUGUGUGCGUGUGUGCGUCUGUCUGCUCCCAGUAUAAUGCAUUGUAAUGUUGAUGCAUGUCAACUGCUGUAACAAAACCUAUAUUGGGUUUAUAGAGUGGAUCAGCUUAAGCUCUGUACUCCCCAUCCCUACUUUUCUGUCCCUUUUUGUUUUGAGCUAAUAUUUCUAAACACAGUAUAUUUGUACAGAGAAAAUGAUAAUUUUGCAUCUUCUGUGACAGUCUAAACUUUUAUGGCACAACUGCAUGAUAGCAAUAAACUAUUUUGAAUGAA